UCUCACGCUGCUUCUCUGACCUCUGCUCUCCUCCUGCUCUCGGUUGUUGUCGGUUGUUCUCGGUUGUUGUCGGUAGUUUCCGCUGCUCUGUCCAGUAUGAGGUCACCAGGGUCAAAUGUGACCUCUGUGACGCUGGACGGUCUCGUGCAGCUGUCUGACCACAGGUGGCUCUUCUUCGUCCUGUUUCUGUCGGCCUACCUGUUCGUGUUGGUCUCUGACAGUCUGGUGGUCUAUGUGAUCUGGUCUCAGCGGAGCCUGCACCGUCCCAUGUUCAUGUUCGUAGCCGCGGUCCUGAUGAACUCUCUCGUCGCCAGCGCGGCGGUCUAUCCCGGGCUGCUGUCGGACCUGGCGUUGGGCCGCCACGUGGCGGAGGUUUCCCGUGCCGCGUGUCUGAGUCAGGGCUUCGUGGUUUACUCUCUGGGCAGCUCGAGCUUCGUGCUCCUCGCGGCCAUGGCCUUCGACCGCUACCUGUCCAUCUGCCGCCCGCUGCGCUACGCCGCGCUGGUGACUCCUGCCGCGGUGGCGGCGCUGCUGCUUCUGUGCUGGCUGCUGCCCGCGGGCCUGGUGGGCGGCGCGGUGCUGCUCGCCAGCCGCCUGCCGCUCUGCCGCUCGCGCAUCAGCAGGAUUUAUUGCGACAUCUACAGCUUCGUCCGCCUGAGCUGCGGCGGCGGCGGCGCGGUGCUGCUGUUCGAGGUGUACGGCCUCUUGUGCGCCGCCACCACCGUCUUCCUGCCCGCCGCCUUCGUGCUCUUCACCUACGGCAGAAUCCUCUUCAUCUGUCUGCGCCGCUCGCGCGCCUUCAGCAGCAAAGCGCUGCGCACCUGUCUGCCGCACCUGCUCGUCUUCCUCAACUACUCUCUGAGCGCCGGAGCGGAGCUGCUGCAGCGCCGGCUGCAGGCCGGGGGCGCGCCCGCCGUCUCCAUCCUCCCCUCCGUCCUGGUGCUGGUGGUUCCGACCGUGUUCAACCCGGUGGUUUACGGCCUGAAGGUGCAGGAGGUGUUCAGGCACGUGAGGAGGCUGCUGAGCUGCCGCGCGCCCGGUUAAUCAGCUGAUCGCAGACAGUCUGAUCAAAAUGAUCGAUAAACGUGUCAACAGAUUUUUGACUGUAGCUAAUUGAAAUGAUUGAAGUUGUAGAAAACAUCUGGAGUCUGCAGCUGUCUCACUGUGAGCUAUGGAGGAUCACUAGUGCCAGAAACAAAACUGAUAAAUAGAAAAUACAAAUGUUUAGUAAACAGACUGAAAUAAUAAGUGACUGUAAGUUUUAUAUAUUUCAUCUCUAACAUUUCAUCUAUUCUGACCUCUUUCUGGCAGAAACAUAAAUCAGUAUUACAGAUUUAUUUGUCUAUUUAUUUUUAUUAUUUAUGUUUUUAUUUAUUUGAUUAUUUUAAAUGUUUUUUUCUUGUGUCAACACUGUCAAAAAAUCAUAUGAUAAUAUAAAAUGUUCUCCUUAAAUUUAAAUCAGUCAAAUGUGUUAUUUGUUUUCUCUCCAAAAACAUUUCUCAUCGAAACAAGACGAAGUCAUUAAUACUUAAAUAUCACAUGUCAGUAUUGAGUAAUGUUUGAGAAGAAAUAAUAUUAUAAUCAUGUUCUUCACUUUUUCUUUAAUGUAGGUUUGUUUGAUAAUGUCAUUAAAUGUGCAAAAACUCACAAGUGACUAAAUGUUUGACAUUAUGUAAAAAAAAUCCAAUUCAAUUCACUUCAUGCAGGUUUAAGUACAUGUAAAUAUAAUGAUAAUAUAAAAUGAUGGCAUA
This is a messenger RNA of Lates calcarifer (barramundi perch), 1751 nucleotides long. RefSeq names its product olfactory receptor 11A1-like. NCBI's taxonomy places the organism in Eukaryota, Metazoa, Chordata, Actinopteri, Centropomidae. Gene Ontology annotation, biological process: G protein-coupled receptor signaling pathway. Gene Ontology annotation, molecular function: olfactory receptor activity; G protein-coupled receptor activity. The record is from RefSeq and is a predicted model, not a curated record. Gene Ontology annotation, cellular component: membrane. The transcript has a single exon. The annotation marks the transcript as partial.